AUGAAUUUAUAGAAUCCAAAUAAAUUAAAAUGGAAACAAUAAUACAUUAGAAAAUACAGAGAUCUAUUAGGGAUUUCAAAUCUUAGGGUUUCAGAAGUUCAACCGAUAGCCAAUCACAUAACUCCAGUUUAUUUGGAUCACAUAGAUAGAGCAUCAAAAAUGAGAUCAAGGUCUACGAAAUGCAAUGAUGAAAGUUUCCAAAGCAAAAAUAGUUCCUGUAGUGUUAAUAGAAAGCUAUCAGAAAUGAACUCUACCAAAAUAUAUUCAGCUGCUGAGAUGAAUUAAAUAAUCAAACAUGCCAAGCUUUGUGGGUUGCUAAAUAAUAAUCCAUAAGUAUCUCCACAUUAAUAAUAGCAUUAACCAUUAUUAGAAUAAAAUCGAAAGCAUUUCUAGGAAGUUCGAAAUCUAUAGAGGAGUUGGCAUUACUAUAAAAUAAGACAGGAAGAACAGAACUUAGAAUUCAAUAGAAUUCCUAUGGAACAACAUUAUCAAUCUAAAUUAAGUUAGAAAAGGAGGGAUAUUAAUAUACAACGAUUGAUUCAGGAAUAGAAAAGUCUAUACUAAUUACACAGCAUAUAAGCAAUUGAUGCAACAUUGUCAAAUAGUAAGAUUUGA
Molecule: messenger RNA, 615 nt
Organism: Paramecium tetraurelia
Lineage: Eukaryota; Ciliophora; Oligohymenophorea; Peniculida; Parameciidae
Exons: 2
Source: RefSeq, a predicted model, not a curated record